Molecule: messenger RNA, 1356 nt
Organism: Phytophthora infestans T30-4
Lineage: Eukaryota; Oomycota; Peronosporomycetes; Peronosporales; Peronosporaceae
Product: serine protease family S10, putative
Exons: 4
Coding region: 1-1356 (451 amino acids)
Biological process (GO): proteolysis
Molecular function (GO): serine-type carboxypeptidase activity
Source: RefSeq, a predicted model, not a curated record
AUGUACCGUAUCGAAUUGAUGCUGCACAUGUUGCUCGACUACCAACGCCCCAUGACGUCCGAGAUCACUCCGCUACUCAAUGGUCAUCCGCUCGAGUCGCCACCGUCCAUCAGGAGCUACGCGCGUGUGCACAAGCUGGCUGUACCGCCGUUCGCGGUGAUCUGCGCGAUCUGCCUGUUGCUCGGCGUGAGUUUAUGGCGCGGAACGGUCCCCAAUUUACAACUCAGCAAACACCAAGCCAAACCAAUCCGCGUUAUCACCUCUAACGGAGCUGAACACGAACAUUUCUGUGGAGACACCGAGCAAGACUCUGGCUAUAUCAAACUGCCCAAUAAAGUGGACGAUCACUACUUUUUUUGUGUGUUGGCGCUUUUGACUGAGAACGGGCCGUGCCGCGUUAGACCAGACUUGUCCACUGAGACGAACCCGUACUCGUGGACUAAUGAAGCCAACGUCGUGUGGUUGGAUCAGCCUACGAACGUCGGCUUCUCGUACGGACCUGAUCCGAAGGAUGCCGAUGAUAAUGAAGACAAUGUUGCAGAGAAUAUAUAUUGGUUCUUACAAGGUUUCCUCGAGCGCCAUCCAGAGCUACAAGGCCGCGACUUUUUCAUCUCUGGCGAGAGCUUCGGCGGUCAUUAUAAUCCGCAUUUCAUUGACAUGGCUACAAACGCAUACAACAUUUCGUUCGUUGACCCAGAUGAACUGCCAAAAUUAAUAGCUCAGGCAGAUAUUUGCGGCCACAUGAUGAAGGCGUGCCAGUCGCAGCCAUCGCUUUGCUGGGAUGCCGCAGGUUAUUGCCAAGACAACCUGGAGAGCGUCUUCAUGGCAGCUAAGAGAAACCCGUACGACAUCCGACAGCCAUGUGCCACCAGCGACACGGACGUCAUCCAGUGUAUUUCGAAGGAUAUCGAGUUGAUCACGCCUUAUCUCAACUCUCCAAACCUACGUCGGUUCCUUCACGUGGACGAUCGUGUCGGUGACUGGCAAAUGUGCAAUUUGGACGUGAAUUCUGCGUUUGCCAAGUCGUCUGACGUCAUGAUGUCGACUAGUGCGUUUGUUGGCGAUCUGCUGGACGCGGGGGUGCGAGUGUUGAUCUAUGCGGGUGACGCUGAUCUGGAGUGCAAUUGGUCGGGGAAUCUGGCGUGGCUCCACGCACUGGAAUGGAAAGGGUCGGCGUCUUUUAACGCCACGGAGGCACGCGACUUGGUCGUCGAUGAUGAAACUGUUGGCUCGGUGAUUUCAAAUGAAGAGCUCACAUUCGUCCGAGUAUUCAAUGCAGGACACAUGGUUCCUCAAGACCAACCUGCAGUGGCGCUCGACAUUAUCAACAACUUCUAUCACCAUCAAGUACUUUAA